Procambarus clarkii (red swamp crayfish) is the source of this 5578-nucleotide messenger RNA. The record is from RefSeq and is a predicted model, not a curated record. NCBI's taxonomy places the organism in Eukaryota, Metazoa, Arthropoda, Malacostraca, Decapoda, Cambaridae.
AUGGCACCGACUGGUGUUUCCAUGGCAUUGCCAGAAGUGUCACCAGCAUUACCAGAAGUAUUGCCAGCAUUACCAGAAGUAUUGCCAGCAUUACCAGAUGUAUCGCCAGCAUUACCAGAAGUAUUGCCAGCAUUACCAGAAGUAUUGCCAGCAUUACCAGAAGUAUCGCCAGCAUUACCAGAAGUAUUGCCAGCAUUACCAGAUGUGUUUGUAACACCACCAGGAAAUUCCACAGUAGCAGUGAAAGUUUCUGCAACACUGCUGGAGAUUUCUGCUUCAUCAUCAAAGGACUCUGGAGCUCCCUCAGGAGUUUCCACAGUACCACAAAAAAAUAAUAAAGAACAAAUGUACCUGCUGACUCGUCUCCAUCGUCAAAACGAUGGCAUGAAGACUUAUAGUAGGCGUGUAAAAAUACCAACUCUGCCAGAAAAAGUAAUCCUUGGAGCUAAGAAGUUUGCUCAAUGUGUUUCUCCAGCCGUGGUGCUUGUACAAUGUACACCACAUCAACAAUCUUCACAAAAUUCACCAUCUUCCCAAUCAAAACAUAGUUUGCCUGUACAAUAUUCAUCAAUACAACAUCAAUCAUCACAAAGUUUCCCUGUGCAAUACAAAUCAAAGCAUCAACAUCCCCCACAUGGCAUUCCUGCACAAUAUCCAGCAUCACAUAAACAACCCAAACAUCAUUCAUCUGCACAUUAUCUGCCACCAAAACACAAACCAUCUCGAUACAUUAUACCACCACAGCGAGGGCAACAUUCAGCAAGAUAUUAUUCUCGGUUACAGGUACUAAACAGGGAUAAUGUGCAAAAACAAUCUCACCAUCAGGGACCACUGCAUCACCAAGAACUACAUCAACAGCAAUAUCAAGGACCUCUGCAACAACUUCAGCAGCAGCAGCAUCAAGUGCCACAGCCGCAGCAGCAUCAAGUGCCACAGCCGCAGCAGCAUCAAGUGCCACAGCCGCAGCAGCAGCAUCAACAGCAGCAGCAUCAAGGGCCACAGCAGCAGCAGCAGCAUCAAGGGCCACAGCAGCAGCAGCAGCAUAAAGGGCCACAGCAGCAGCAGCAGCAUAAAGGGCCACAGCAGCAGCAGCAGCAUCAAGGGCCACAGCAGCACCAGCCACCACAGCAGCAGCAGCACCAGCCACCGCAGCAGCAGCACCAGCCACCGCAGCAGCAGCACCAGCCACCGCAGCAGCAACAUCAGUAUCAAAAUUUACAGCAGUAUAAGCAAAAUGAUGUACGUGUAUAUGUGCAUCCUAAGAGGAAACGGCACUUCACGUGUGAUUCAGAAGAAAGUUCACACCAACAAUCAAGUGUCCAGAGAGUGGGGAAUGAGUGUCAGAAUGACAUUAACCCAAAAUCACAGCCAAAACCAAAAAAGAAAAAUAUAAAAAAUAAUCAGAAAGAAUCCAAUAACUUUAUGCAUGUAUCAGAGUCGGUCUCGGAUGUCAGUGGCUUCAGUAAUGCAACAAGCAACAUGAAAACACAUUACAAUGUCUCUACAGCAGACAGUAUGCUUGGAAAGAGCAGCAUUGAUUGUAGAAAUCCAUUAACCCAAUUACAAAAUGCAAACAUUCCACAAACGCUGUGCAUUAUGUGCCAUACUUGUGGCAAUCGAGUAGAACGGAAAAAUUUCUUGGAUCAUCUGUUUUUUGGACGACUUCAGUGUUACCUUUGUUGUGAUACCAUUGUGACCUGCCAGAGAUUUAAAGAUAAAGAUUUUGAAGGAAAUUGCAUGAAGCACCCACAUGGUCAUCAUGACUUCAGCAAGUGGCUUGAAUGCCCUGUUACAUACUUAAAACAUUAUAUAAUGGAAAGUCUGACUAAUUUUCAAUUAUAUGGGAAUGUUAUGGGUCCACCAAAUUGGACUAAUGUUAUUUUAGCAAUCACUGACUACCUGAAUGAAUUAAAUAUUUUAGGGAAUUUUAAUCCUUGGAUGUAUGCCAUUUUGCAGUGUGAAGUAGAUAUGGACAGUCUCAAGCUAUUAGUUGAACCAUCCCUGGAUACUACUAAAAUAAAAUUUUCUAAUGAAUUCAGUCACACCAAACAGAAUACUAAAAUAACAUCCAGAAAUAAAAACAAAGCCAAUCAGAAAUCUCAAGAAAAAUGUAAAAAUAAAACCAAACUGAAUAACCGUACAAAAACAUUAGCGUCAAAAUACAUAAAUAAUCAUCCAGAUUGUCAAGCCAAGAGACGAGAGGAAAGUAGUUCUGUGAUGCAGCAAAACACCACCGAUGGCCCAAUAAAAGAGCCAUUGGUAGGUGAAUCAAAAUGUGUGAAAUCACAACAGCCGGGAAAAACUUUUAGUGAUAGCUAUGAGGAAAUAGAGUUGCAAAAAAUGCAAGAGAAAAAUAAAAUGGUCAAUGAUGACAGUGACAUAAAAUUUAAAGAGGAAUCCAGGGUAAUGUGUAACAAAGAACAAAGUGACAUUCCACUAUUACAUGCCAGGGAAAUGUUACAUCAAAAGAUUUAUAAGUCUCAAGGUAUGUUACACAAGGAACCUUGUAAAUCUGAAGUGACUCGACUACAGGUGGCGUGCAAAUCACAGAUAUUACAAGACGUUAAUGUAGCAGAGAAAGUAUCACAAUCUAUGGUUUGCAAGUCUAGUGUAAUUAUGCAGCAUGAAUUUGUCCAAUCAAGGGAUAUAUCGCAGCAAGUGACUUGUCAGUCUGAGUCAAUAUCCCAGCUUGGAAAUUUUCAAGCACAAGAACCACAAGUAGUGCUUCUUGCAGUGAAUUGGCCCCAGCUUGGGGCCGCUUCGGAGGCAACGCCCCAGCUUGGGGCCGAUUCGGAAGCAACGCCCCAGCUUGGGGCCGAUUCGGAAGCAACGCCCCAGCUCGGGGCCGAUUCGGAAGCAACGCCCCAGCUCGGGGCCGAUUCGGAAGCAACGCCCCGGCUCGGGGCCGAUUCGGAGGCAACGCCCCGGCUCGGGGCCGAUUCGGAGGCAACGCCCCGGCUCGGGGCCGAUUCGGAGGCAACGCCCCGGCUCGGGGCCGAUUCGGAGGCAACGCCCCGGCUCGGGGCCGAUUCGGUGGCAACGCCCCGGCUCGGGGCCGAUUCGGUGGCAACGCCCCGGCUCGGGGCUGAUUCGGUGGCAACGCCCCGGCUCGGGGCCGAUUCGGUGGCAUCACCCCGGCUCGGGGCCGAUUCGGUGUCAUCACCCCAGCUCGGGGCUGAUUUGGUUGCAAUGCCCCAGCUCGGGGCUGAUUCGGAGGCAACGCCCCAGCUUGGGGCCAAUUCGGUGGCAACGCCCCAGCUUGGGGCCGAUUCAGAGGCAAUGCCCCAGCUUGGGGCCAAUUCGGUGGCAACGCCUCAGCUUGGGGCUGAUAUUAAGUUAGUGUCGUCCCAGCUUGAGAGUGAUUUAUUGGUGGCACCUGACAAUGCAUGCACUGUGUCCUCAGAGGCAGCAGGCAUAAGAGUGCAGAAUGUUUCCAACUUGGCCACUACCACCGAAUACUCUGAGGAUAUGAGAAAAUCACCAAGCAUAGUUGAGAACCCAUCAGCAGAAAAUUCAAUUUUGUAUGCAGUGCUGCAGGAAACACUAAACAUAAAGGUUGAGAGGACGCAGUGUGCUAGCGAGAUGGUCACUGCCGAAAUGUUGAUCCCAGCAGAAGAAUCAAGUUUCAGAGAAAAGGAUAAGAUAAAAGAACAUAUGGAAACUAAGAAGACUGGAGAUGGAUUGACAGGCAUUGAAGUUUCACUUGUCAAAGAGGAAUACAGUCCAAGUGCAGUACACUUGACAGAACAAAUUUGCAAUAAAAUAUUUGUUGAUGGAAUUCAGCUUCCCAUGCACUUGGUGGAUGGUAAUAGGUUCCUGGUGGUAAGAUACCCAAAAGAGCAGUUACCAGAGGAGUGCCCUGAAUGCUAUUACUCCUGUGCAUCCAUGUUCACCUAUGACUGGGGUAUUAUAUUAAAAAUACUUGUUUGUCCAGACUGUGGCCUUACCAUUUUCAUUACUUGUGAUGAUGCUUUAGUAAAAUCACAAAAGUGCUAACCAGCUACUGUAUUGUAAAUAAAGUACAGUAUGUACACAUAAGAAUUUUCAGCUGACUACAGCUUCACUGUCAGUUUUGGGUUAUUCUUAUGUGACUGUGCUAUAUAUUGUAUACUGUACAGUACUCUUAUUCAGCCAUAAUUGAAAUUCAUUACUAUGGGCUAUUUUGUUUGCUUUUGCCAGUCUUAAGUUCUUAAUUGCUUAGAGUAUGACAUAUAACUCUGCUGUUCUUAUUUGGGUAGAUGACUGCAGAGAACCUGCAACUAUCUACUUAAAUAUACAUGAAGAAUGUUGCAGAUGAGGAAUCACAAUAACGUGGCUGAAAUUGUUGACCAAACCACACACUAGAAAGUGAAGGGACGACAAUUGACUUGAGAAUGGUCCAGGACGGACCGAAAUGUCAGUCGUCCUUUCACUUUCUAGAGUGUGGUUUGGUCAACAUCAAGAAUGUUUAUUGCUGUAUUUGUGUGUGGUAUCUACAAAAGUUUAUUUCUGGCACUUCUCAAGGUUGUGUUGUAUAUUAUACUGUAUAGGUGGAAUAGUACAAAUGUAUAUACCAAUAUGUAUAUAGACAUUACAAAAUUGGAGUGACCAACAUAGUGCUCACACUAAAAAAGAAAAUUAUGUGAAGCCCAUUUAGAAGUGCUCAAUUAGCAUAGCAGAAUUAAUACUAAAAACAUUUUGAUGCACAAAUAGCACAACAGUGAUUGCAUAAUUUAUAUAUAAAUUUGUUUCAGUUCACUGAAGUAAACUGCAAAACCAUAGUUUCUUACCAAGUGGUAACACAAGAGGUCUGCCAUAAAUGAUUGAGAGUACAAAGUUCAGGGUAUCUGUAUACAAAUAGAUUAGACAUAUUUUUCUAGAUACUAUAUAUUUCUGCUCUUCAUAUUACUGUAUAUUUGUAUAAAUAAACAAGUUUGUAUUCUUUCCAGUGAUCUGUUGCUCUUUAACUUCCUUCUUUAAAACCUUUCUAUAUGACAUUGUACUCUUGUCUUGCUUGUAAACCAAGCUCUGUAUAAACAUUUGUGAUAUAAAUGUAGUAAAUUGUAUAAAUCUUGAAAUUUUACAUCUCUUGAUAUCCUAAUAAGAUAUCUACUAAAUGCUGUAUAACAAGAACUUUCAGGAAACUGCAAAAUGAAUCAAAUGUACAACAAAUAAAUAUCAAUUUAAAAAUUGACCUGUUGUUUUCUUUGUUAAUGUUAAAAAUUUUGUGUGAUAAUGGAGCCUGCCUGUUGCUUAUUUUAGCCCAGUCUAGUACACAGCGAUACAUGGUUGAUACCUGGUUGAUGGGGUUCUGGGAGUUCUUCUAUUCCCCAAGCCCGGCCCGAGGCCAGGCUUGACUUGAGAGUUUGGUCUACUAGGCUGUUAUUAUAGAUAGUGCUAUACACUAUCGUAUAUCUCGUAUUAUAUAUACUGUACAUAUAUCGGCGUCACUGGUGAUUUGGUUUCAGUGUCUGGUUUUUAAUUUUGUCAAGAGUGGAAAAUGUAACUUCACACACGUCACUUAAAAAAAAGCAACAACAAAAUGCUAAUUAAAUUUAAGAAUGAUAUUCCUUUGAAACAUUCAAAAUAUUGAUGACGA